AUGACCACCCACCUGGUUGUGUCCAACAACAACCCAACAACAUAUUUGUACUGGCUAAGAUCCGUGACGCUGUUACCACCAAGCGCUCGCUCGAGCAGGUCCGAACAACCCAGAAAACAGCCGGGGGCGCGCACCAGUAAGCUCUUCCCGUGUCCGAAAUGCCCCACGGGCUUCUCCGAGAAAGAUCAUUAUCAAAUGUACGACACGUUCCAAACCGCGUCGGCUUAUCAAGUGGUACCGAGUCAAGAGCUGCUCGUUCACAUCGACAGAUCGAUGAACCCCAGUAAGACAAACGUGUGCACGCGCUGCGGAAAAGCUUACUAUCACGUGCACCACCUGAUGCGGCACGCGAAAUUCGAAUGCGGCAUAAGUCCGAGGUUCCGGUGCUUCUACUGCUCCCAUCGAAGCAAACACAAACACGAUCUCAAGAAGCACAUCGAAAGCAAGCACAAGAGUAAACCGGUGCAUUACUACGUUGAUUGAUACGAUACCUAUAGGUAUUGGCUGAUUUAUGCAAUACUUAAUGUGUACUUGGCCGAAAAUAUCAUUUAACAUUUUGUUGCCCUAAAUUACGAAAAAAGUAAAAUUUAUUUCAAAUAUUAAAAUUUAAGUCGUUAUUUUUUAGCCAUUUUACAAAAAAAA
Molecule: messenger RNA, 642 nt
Organism: Copidosoma floridanum
Lineage: Eukaryota; Metazoa; Arthropoda; Insecta; Hymenoptera; Encyrtidae
Product: zinc finger protein 398-like
Source: RefSeq, a predicted model, not a curated record